UGCUAAUGUUAUCAUCGUGCUCUAGAUAUACAUGAUUUGCAUGGUUCAAUAAAAACCACUAAUAAGAGUUGAAAGGUAAGAGCUGAAAAGUAAGAGGAGUAGUUGUUCAAAAUUUAAUAAUUGCAGAUAUGACUUUUCAUACAUCUACCACAUAAAGCCCGAUUCAUAUUGCUAAGUUUUCAAUUUUCAUUACUUUCAUCAUAAUAAACAACAGCUUCAAUUCCUGUCCUAAUAGAACACAAACACAACCAACAUGGUUAUGCCUAUUUCUUCCUUACUUUUCUCUCUCCAAAUCCUCCUAAUCAUAACUUUCACAUAUCAAACCAAAGCUGUAUACGACGAAAUAAACAAUUACCACUACUUUUGUGAUCAAAGCAACAACAAAGCUAACUACACAGCCAAUAGCACCUAUCACAAGAACCUCAACACACUCUUAACCACUCUCACUUCCAACACAGAUAUCAACUACGGUUUCUACAAUUUUUCAUUUGGCGAAAACAACGACAGAGUCUAUUCAAUUGGACUCUGUCGAGGGGAUCUUUUGACGAAUGACUGUCGCAGUUGCCUCAGCGGCUCAAGAGACAAUCUCACAAGCGUUUGUCCAAAUCAAAGAGAAGCAAUUUUUUGGUCUCAAAACGAAAGAUGUAUGUUGCGUUACUCCGACCGAUUAAUAUUUGGUAUCAUGGAAGAUGUUCCUACGUUUCAUUCAAAUAACGAAAAUGAUUCAGUUGAUGUUAAUUUGUCUAAUGAAGAUGUUACAACUUUGUUGAAUAAUUUAACAAGUAAAGCAGUGAAAGGUGAUUCUAGGAUGAAAUAUGCUGCUGAUAGUUUACCUGGUCCUUCGGUCGAGACUAUAUAUGGUUUGGUUCAGUGUACACCUGAUUUGUCUGAAACUAAGUGCAAUUCAUGUUUGGUUGAGAGUCUUCAACAAAUUCCAAGUUGUUGUAAGGGUAAGAUUGGUGGAAGAGUUGUUAGGCCUAGUUGUAAUAUGAGAUUUGAAACAUCUUAUGAAUUUUAUGAUACUAGUCCUACAGCAUCAUCAUCAUCGCCGCCGCCACCGUCAGCACUGUCUCCUCCACCCAACACCACAGGAAAAAGUAAUAAGAGUAGUACAAUUGGCAUUGUUGUGGCGGUCCCAGUUGCUAUUGUUGCUUUGGUCUUCAUUUUUCUAUGCGUCUAUUUUAAAAGAAGGAAGUCAAAGAAAAGGUUUGAAGAAAUUCAAGAAGAAGAUCAAGACGACAAAAUUGAAAUAUUUGAGUCACUGCAAUUCAAUGCUACAAAUGACUUCAUUGUUUCUAAUAAACUCGGAGAAGGAGGAUUCGGGGUUGUUUACAAGGGUCAGCUUUCCAAUGGACAAGAGAUAGCUGUCAAAAGGUUAUCAAGAGAUUCUGGACAGGGUGAUUUGGAGUUUAAAAAUGAGGUGCUUUUAGUGGCUAGACUUCAACACCGUAAUUUAGUUAGACUACUCGGCUUUUGUCUAGAAGGAGUAGAAAGGUUACUUGUAUAUGAGUUUGUUCAUAACAAAAGUCUCGAUUACUUCAUUUUUGAUCAAGCUAAGAGAGAACAAUUGUAUUGGGGAAUGCGUUACAAAAUCAUUUUAGGUAUUGCUCGAGGAAUUCUUUAUCUCCAUGAAGAUUCUCGACUACGUAUUAUUCACCGUGAUCUCAAAGCAAGUAACAUUCUCUUAGAUGAAGAUAUGAAUCCUAAGAUAGCUGAUUUUGGCAUGGCCAGACUUUUUGGUGUAGACCAAACUCAGGAAAACACAAGAAGAAUUGUGGGAACCUAUGGAUAUAUGGCACCUGAAUAUGCAAUGCAUGGAGAAUUUUCAGUGAAGUCGGAUGUCUUCAGUUUUGGUAUAUUGGUUCUUGAAAUUGUAAGCGGUAUGAAAAAUAGUGGUGUUCGUGAUGGAGAAAGUAUAGAGUACCUCUCAAGCUUUGCAUGGAGAAAUUGGAGGGACGGGACGAUAUCAAAUACUAUAGAUCCCACAUUACAUAAUGAUUCACAAAAUGAAAUAAUGAGAUGCAUCCAUAUUGGAUUACUUUGUGUUCAAGAGAAUGUAGCAAGCAGACCAACAAUGAAUUCUGUUGUAGUAAUGCUUAACAGUCCUUCUGUCACUCUCCAUAUUCCUUCAGAACCUGCAUUUCAUAUGGAUGUUCAAAACUUUCAAGAUAUUAGUUCAGCUCAAGAAUCAAUCAACGAAAUUUCAAAUACAGAGUUAUAUCCCCGUUAGCUGGAAACCUAAUCAUAGCACAAUGACAAUGAUUGUCACAAUGUGUAGUAUAGUAUAAUUAAUAGAUUUAGAUCUUUCAAACAAUAUAAUAUUUUUUUCUAUAAAAGAGUUGGGAAUAUAUCUAAAUGUUGGUAAUUUUGUUUAAUUAAACCAAAUAUAUAUUUUGAA
Vicia villosa (hairy vetch) is the source of this 2398-nucleotide messenger RNA. Its product is annotated as cysteine-rich receptor-like protein kinase 44. NCBI's taxonomy places the organism in Eukaryota, Viridiplantae, Streptophyta, Magnoliopsida, Fabales, Fabaceae. Gene Ontology annotation, biological process: protein phosphorylation. The coding region runs from base 254 to 2230 and encodes 658 amino acids. The record is from RefSeq and is a predicted model, not a curated record. The transcript is spliced from 7 exons. Gene Ontology annotation, molecular function: protein kinase activity; ATP binding.